GAGUGACGAGAGCCGAAGGAGCCAGGGGGCCAACGUUUGGAUCCUGUUUAAAGGGAUUUAGGAGCCGCAAAUUAAAUAAAAAAAAAAAAAAAAGGUAUGUUCGUCAGAGCUGCUUAUUUGAUUAGGCCUGUUUAGAGGGUGAGGUAACAGGUAACAAGGUGUGGCUUUUAAAGGGAAGAAAUAACAAAGGAGGAGGAAGAAGGGGAGGAGGAAGAGAGGAAAAAACAGAAGGGCGAGACAAUGAAGGAGAGGGAGAAUGAGCUGAGCCCUCUUCAGGAGUAAAUCUCUCUCAAUCUGAUCAGUGGGUGAGGAGGUGGACAAACUAUUUAACCAGCGUGGACACACAGGCUCUCAGGUUCGUCUUGGUGUUUCAUGGCACAGGGUCUUUCAGAAGAUCCUUCUCGUGGAUGUAGAAGUGUGUUUUUCUGGUCCUUCAUGUCUUCAUCCGCGCAGCAGAAGAUUCAGAGCGACCUUUACUUCCACCAGCAUCACUUAUCGUGAGGUGAAGCCAAGUUUUUAGGACUUUUUGGCCUCGACGUGGAUGGAGAUCAUGAGGAGCUCGGUGUUCCUUCUCCCGCUGGUGCUCUCCUUGCUUUCCCCUGCGUCUGCCACCUCAGGCUCAGACUUCAACUAUGGAGCCCACCCGCGUUUCGUCUGCACGCCGAUCCCCGCGGACGCAGAUCCUUCCUGCUUCCCCCCAGGAGGCAUGGGCGGCGGAUCGACGGGGCCCGGAGGACCAAACCAUCAGAGCGCCCCUCCCAGCGGCUGGUGGGGGGUGAGCGACGAGGCUAAAGCCACCAUCCUGCACCUCAGGGAGAGCCUCGUGCAGCAGAAGGAGAUCAUCCUGGACCAGAGGGAGACCAUCAGAGAGCUGACGGCCAAGCUGACCCUGUGCGAGGGCGGCGGCGGCGGGCGAGGCGCGUCGCCUCACGACGAUCACCACGGCUCCGUGUCGUACUCACACCACAGAGGACUCUCCGUUCACCACACGUCCUACACGGACAACGGCCACUACGGCAGACUCGUCCCAGAGGCACCGCACCACCCCUCCUCCGUCCAACGAUCGGACGGAGGGUACGGCGGCGACCACCAGGGGAAGGACAAACACGGGACGGCAGGGGACGGCACGUCGCCGACAGAGCAGAUGGAGAGGAUGCUGCAGGCGCUGAAAGAGAGACUGAGCAACCUGCAGAAGAGGAACACCUCCAGCACCUACUCCAGCUCUCUGAAGGAGCUGCUGCAGAGGAAGAUCAGCACCCUGGAGGAGCAGCUGCACCACCACGCCGCCUCCCUGGGCAGCAGCGUGGACCACCACCAGCACGGCGACGAAGAACACCACGAAGACGGACACAAGCACGACCCCGACGACGGACACCACGACGUUCACGACGACGACGGCGACCACUCGGACCAUCACUCAGACGAUCGCCACGAUGGAGAUCACGGCGAUCAUGAUGAGCGUCACGAAGAUGACAGUGAUGAGGAGGAGGAGGAAGAGGAGGAUGAAGGGGAGGAGGAGGAGGAAGAGGAAGAGGAGGAGGAACACAGGAGCAAUGAAGCAGACAGUCACAGUUACCUCCCACACACUGGCUACAGAACUGGUUUCCACUCCAAUAAGCUGGAAACGAUGCUCAACCAGCUGCACCUGACAGGUUCCAACAGGAAACAUGCAGAAAACCUGGACGCCUUCCAGAUCAGCUUCCCCAUGAGGACCAACUACAUGUACGGCCGGAUGAAGAGGACUCUCCUGCAGGAGAUCUUCGCCCUGACCUUGUGCCUCUGGAUGAAGGCGGGCGUGGGGCCCGGACUGGGGACCCCUUUCUCCUACUCUGCACCCGGACAGGCCAACGAACUGGUGCUCAUCGAGUGGGGGAACAACCCCAUAGAGCUGCUGAUCGAUGACAAGGCUGUGACGCUGCCUUUAUCUCUGAGCGACGGGAAGUGGCACCAUGUCUGUGUGACGUGGACAACCAGGGACGGGCAGUGGGAGGCCUACCAGGACGGUGUGCAGAGGGGGUCUGGGACCAACCUCUCCCCCUGGCACUCCAUCAAACCUGGAGGAGUCUUCAUCCUGGGGCAGGAGCAGGACACCCUUGGAGGCCGUUUUGAUGCCACUCAGUCGUACGUGGGUGAGAUGUCAGACCUGCACAUGUGGUCGCACGCCCUCAGCGCCGCUGACAUCUACAGCCUGGCCUCCUGCGGCAGCAACCUCCGGGGAGACGUCAUCGACUGGUCCGAGUCAGAGGUGGAGCUUCACGGGGGCGUGGCCAGGUAUCCCUUCGAUCCCUGUCACUGAACGUUUCAGCUGCAGAAGAGAAGAGGAAGAACCUCGAGAGAUCAGGAGAACAUCAUCGGACUUUUAAAUAUUCAGACUGUAUGCCUUCCUUUAAAGCUAUUUGUCAAAGGAUUAAAAAAAAAAAGGAGGAUAAAACUGUAGCCUGAUGACUGUUUACAGAGAAUGUGUAGCUACUUCUCUGCUGUUUCCAUGAAUUAGUGUUUUAUUAUAAACAGACAAGUGCUGACUGUGACAUAUUGUCACAAUGUGAAUAAAGACGCACCGCUUUCGGUUCUGUGCGGGAUGUGAGCAGAACCGAUAAAAAGGGUUCUGGCUGUAGGAUAGAGGUAGUUUAAUGAAACUCUGAGAUGUUUCCAGGAACCUCUUCAUUCUCUGGAUUCUGGUUUCAAAGUUUCCCAUGAAAACAUACAGCUAAUUUACCAAAGAUUAUUGUACAACUCAGAUUUUUCUCUUUUCCUGUUACUUAAAUCUACGUGUAAAGCUAGAUUUCAGAGAGUUUGGUGUUAAGCGCUCUGGUGUGACUGCCUCCGUUUGUGUUUUUGUAAGAUAUUUCAAGUGUCUGUUGUUUUUCCUCAACUUUUAUGUCUUCACAAUGCAAAUUUGUUCACAGAACAAACCCUUCAUGUUCAUCGCCUCUAGCUUGUGUGUAUUGAGGUUGUUGCACUGUGGCUUCUGAAUUUUGUCAUUUUUGGCCUUGAUUGUAUAUUUAUCAUUGUACAGCACGUGAUACAUUGAAGAUGUUAGCAAAGGGUUAAAAUCCCUUCAGUGUGAUUCUGUGUUCUUGUGAAAAUGUUUGUGAUUAAAGUAGAAAAAUUGA
This is a messenger RNA of Fundulus heteroclitus (mummichog), 3113 nucleotides long. RefSeq names its product neuronal pentraxin-2. Lineage: Eukaryota; Metazoa; Chordata; Actinopteri; Cyprinodontiformes; Fundulidae. Bases 542 to 2296 code for a protein of 584 amino acids. The record is from RefSeq and is a predicted model, not a curated record. The transcript has 6 exons.